Photinus pyralis (common eastern firefly) is the source of this 1842-nucleotide messenger RNA. Its product is annotated as aromatic-L-amino-acid decarboxylase-like. Gene Ontology annotation, biological process: amino acid metabolic process; serotonin biosynthetic process; catecholamine metabolic process. Gene Ontology annotation, molecular function: pyridoxal phosphate binding; aromatic-L-amino-acid decarboxylase activity. Lineage: Eukaryota; Metazoa; Arthropoda; Insecta; Coleoptera; Lampyridae. The record is from RefSeq and is a predicted model, not a curated record. The transcript has 7 exons. Bases 118 to 1671 code for a protein of 517 amino acids.
UCACUGGCAAUGUAUUGUAUUUUAUCAAAGAGUGUGGUGAAGAGUUGAUCGAGUGUUAAUUAUUUAUUUAUUUAUUUACGAUAGCAAAUAAGGUGCGUGAUUUAAUUUAGACUCGCAAUGGAUUUUGCGGAGAUUUCAUUAAAGGGCGAAAUGGAAGCUAAUCAGUUUAAGGAUUUUGGAAAGGAAAUGAUCGACUAUGUCGCAAAUUACUUGGAGAAUAUUAGAGAUCGGCGCGUUUUACCAACUGUUGAACCUGGCUACUUGCGUCCGUUGUUACCGGAACAGGCGCCAAAUAAACCGGAUAGAUGGGAAGACGUUUUGGCAGACGUUGAAAAAUUGAUUAUGCCCGGCGUAACUCACUGGCACUCGCCAAAGUUUCAUGCCUAUUUUCCCACUGCAAACUCGUACCCAGCAAUUGUUGCUGAUAUUCUCAGUGGAGCAAUCGCGUGCAUAGGAUUUUCAUGGAUUGCGAGUCCAGCAUGUACCGAAUUGGAGGUCGUGAUGUUGGACUGGUUGGGAAAAAUGUUGGAUUUGCCCGCCGAGUUUCUGGCGUGUUCUGGAGGAAAGGGCGGCGGUGUCAUUCAGGGAACUGCUAGUGAAGCCACUUUAGUCGCACUACUUGGAGCGAAGGCGAGAAAAAUUGCUACGGUUAAAGGGGAACAUCCCGAAUGGACGGAGAGCCAUAUCAUCGAGAGACUUGUUGCGUAUACUUCCAGUCAAAGUCAUUCGUCGGUAGAGCGAGCCGGUCUGCUGGGAGGUGUCCGAAUGCGUUCACUUCCUACCGAUGAUAAGCAUAGGUUAACUGGAAGUACUUUAAGGGAGGCCAUACAGAAAGACAUUGAAGACGGCCUUAUACCGUUUUAUGCUGUUGGUACUUUGGGAACAACCUCCUCCUGCGCCUUUGACAAGCUUGAAGAGCUCGGCGAUGUCUGCAACAAAUACGAGGUUUGGUUACACGUCGACGCAGCGUACGCCGGAUCCGCAUUCAUAUGUCCAGAGUAUCGAUACUUGAUGAAGGGAGUCGAAAAGGCCGACUCCUUCAACUUCAACCCACACAAAUGGCUGUUGAUCAACUUCGAUUGCUCAACGAUGUGGUUGAAAAAUCCGUACUGGGUUGUGAAUGCCUUCAACGUGGACCCCUUGUACCUAAAGCACGAUCAGCAGGGCAGCGCUCCCGAUUACAGACACUGGCAAAUCCCUCUGGGACGCCGUUUCCGAUCGCUAAAAAUGUGGUUCGUUUUACGUCUGUACGGUAUCGAGAACCUGCAAAUGCAUAUCAGAAAGCAAAUUGCACUGGCGCAUCAUUUCGAGACGCUCGUUAACGAAGACAAACGUUUCGAAAUUACCGCCGAAGUGCUCAUGGGACUGGUCUGCUUCAGGCUGAAAGGUUCGAAUGAGCUUAACGAGAGUUUGUUAAAGAAAAUUAACGGAAGGGGCGUUAUUCAUCUCGUCCCGUCGAAAAUUGGCGAUCAAUACUUCCUCAGAUUGGCAAUUUGCUCACGAUAUACCGAAAAACACGAUAUCCAAGUGUCGUGGAACGAAAUUCAAGCGGCAGCUAAAGAGAUUGUCGAGGAUAAUAACGUUAUAAAAGUAAACGGUAUUAAGAGUAUUAAUGGUAGUAAUGGUAUUCAAACUACGAAUGGCACGAAUGGCGUUAAUGGACACCACUAAAGUAUUUUCAACGUUUGAGGCAACAAUCCUAUGGACCAACUCUUGGCUUUAGUAAUGUAGUUUGAUGUGUAUUUAAAAUCGAUGUAUAUAUAUUUAUUUAAUGUAUUUAGCGAGAGAAUAGUGUAUAUAUGUAUUAGUGGCGUGAACGAAGUAUAACUAAUGUUGACAAAG